Molecule: messenger RNA, 1204 nt
Organism: Enhydra lutris kenyoni (northern sea otter)
Lineage: Eukaryota; Metazoa; Chordata; Mammalia; Carnivora; Mustelidae
Product: phosducin
Exons: 4
Coding region: 83-817 (244 amino acids)
Biological process (GO): regulation of G protein-coupled receptor signaling pathway
Source: RefSeq, a predicted model, not a curated record
AAACAGGAUUCUCAUCCACUGAACAUAAUCAAGGAUACCAGGCACAGAGAACCAAACUAUUAUAUCAAAUCCAAACCCUAAAAUGGAAGAAGCCAAAAGCCAAAGUUUGGAGGAAGACUUUGAAGGACAGGCCACACAUACAGGACCCAAAGGAGUAAUAAAUGACUGGAGAAAGUUUAAAUUAGAGAGUGAAGACAGAGAUUCAAUUCCACCUAGCAAGAAGGAGAUUCUCAGACAAAUGUCUUCUCCUCACGAUAGAAAUAACAAAGACUUAAAAGAAAGAUUCAGCAGAAAGAUGAGCAUUCAAGAAUAUGAAUUAAUUCACCGAGACAAAGAAGAUGAAAAUUGUCUUCGUAAAUACCGUAGACAGUGUAUGCAGGAUAUGCACCAGAAGCUGAGUUUUGGGCCUAGAUAUGGGUUUGUGUAUGAGCUGGAAACUGGGGAGCAGUUCCUGGAAACCAUUGGAAAGGAGCAGAAAAUCACAAUUGUUGUUCAUAUUUAUGAAGAUGGUAUUAAGGGUUGUGAUGCUCUAAACAGUAGCUUUACAUGCCUUGCAGCUGAAUACCCUAUGGUCAAGUUUUGUAAAAUAAAAGCUUCUAAUACAGGUGCUGGGGAUCGCUUUUCCUCAGAGGUACUCCCCACACUGCUUGUUUACAAAGGUGGGGAACUCAUAAGCAAUUUUAUCAGUGUUACAGAACAAUUUGCUGAAGAAUUUUUUUCUGGGGAUGUGGAGUCUUUCCUAAAUGAAUAUGGAUUACUACCUGAAAGAGAGAUACAUGCCCUAGAUCAGACCAACAUGGAAGAAGAUACUGAAUAAAGAGUCAUUAUGUCAACAUCUCAUAUUUCUCCAAGUUGAACAUUGAUUUUCGUAGUAUCCAUAUUCCUUUAGAGAACACAAAGUAUGCCUGUGGCUAUUUUAAUUUGUAAGAAAAAAAAAGAUUGAUACUAAAAUUAUUUGAUUGGCAUUUCUUAUUUACUUAAAUGAAUAGAAGGCUUUACUACAAAAUAUUGUAGUCUUCAGUAACAUGUUAGUAGUCAGAGGAUAUAGAUAAUAUUGUGAUGGUUUUCAAAAAUCCCUUUCAAGUUAUGUGUUGGCUUUUUUACUCCUUUUCUUUUCCUCAGUAUUAUUAUUUGGACUUUUAAAAUCAUAUUAUCAAUCAUAAUUUUGCUCAUGUGAUAAGAAUAAAGUUUCAUGAGGAAAUAA